Molecule: messenger RNA, 1726 nt
Organism: Pteropus alecto (black flying fox)
Lineage: Eukaryota; Metazoa; Chordata; Mammalia; Chiroptera; Pteropodidae
Gene: LMAN2
Product: lectin, mannose binding 2
Exons: 8
Coding region: 137-1207 (356 amino acids)
Biological process (GO): Golgi organization; endoplasmic reticulum to Golgi vesicle-mediated transport; endoplasmic reticulum organization
Cellular component (GO): COPII-coated ER to Golgi transport vesicle; endoplasmic reticulum membrane; Golgi membrane
Molecular function (GO): D-mannose binding
Source: RefSeq, a predicted model, not a curated record
CCGCACCUUCGGCUCCGAGGCUUUGCUUUUAACUCCCCGGCGAUACUAGGUUUGGAGGGUUUCCGGCCGAUGACCAUUAGAUGGAACACCCGGAAGGCGGAAGUCCUAGAGCGGAAGUGGCAGAGAGGAACGGAGAAUGGCGGCGGAAGGCUGGUUUUGGCGCUGGGGCUGGGGCUGGAGGUACCCGGGGAAGCCUGGGCUUCCCGGCCCCGGCCCCGGCCCCACGACACCCCUAUUUCUUCUCUUGUUCCUGGGGCGGGUGGCUGCGGAUAUAACUGACGGCAACAGUGAACAUCUCAAGCGAGAACAUUCGCUUAUCAAGCCUUACCAAGGAGUCGGUUCCAGCUCCAUGCCUCUUUGGGAUUUCCAAGGCAGCACUAUACUUACGAGCCAGUAUGUGCGUCUGACCCCUGACGAACGCAGCAAAGAGGGCUCUAUCUGGAACCAUCAGCCUUGCUUCCUCAAGGACUGGGAGAUGCACGUCCACUUCAGAGUCCAUGGUGCAGGGAAGAAGAAUCUCCAUGGAGAUGGCAUUGCCUUAUGGUAUACCCGGGACCGCCUCGUGCCAGGGCCUGUGUUUGGAAGUAAAGACAACUUCCAUGGCUUAGCCAUCUUUCUGGACACAUACCCCAAUGAUGAGAGCACGGAGCGUGUGUUCCCAUACAUCUCGGUGAUGGUGAACAAUGGCUCCCUGUCCUACGACCACAGCAAGGAUGGCCGCUGGACCGAGCUGGCAGGCUGCACGGCCGACUUCCGCAACCGCGAUCACGACACCUUCCUAGCUGUGCGCUACUCCCGGGGCCGCCUGACGGUGAUGACUGACUUGGAGGACAAGAACGAGUGGAAGAAUUGCAUCGACAUCACGGGAGUGCGCCUGCCCACUGGCUACUACUUCGGGGCCUCGGCUGGCACCGGUGACCUGUCUGACAAUCAUGACAUCAUCUCCCUGAAGCUGUUCCAGCUGAUGGUAGAGCACACGCCUGAUGAGGAGAACAUCGACUGGACCAAGAUUGAGCCCAGCGUCAGUCUCCUUAAGUCGCCCAAAGACAAUGUGGACGACCCAACGGGCAACUUCCGCGGCGGGCCACUGACAGGGUGGCGGGUAUUCUUGCUGCUGCUGUGCGCGCUCCUGGGCAUCGUCGUGUGUGCUGUGGUGGGCGCCGUGGUGUUCCAGAAGCGGCAGGACCGCAACAAGCGUUUCUACUGAGCAGCCGGCGCUCGGCUUGAGGGGCUGGCCUUGGGCCCUGGCACCAAUGUGAACUUUUUACUGGGAUUGUAAAAGAAAAACGAGACAACCUUAUUUCUUAACAGUUUCAAAGAAAUAAUUAAAGUAUUUUCAUACAUUUUGCUUCUUGCCCAGCAGGGACAGGCUUCAGGGCUGGGGAAUUAAAGAUUUGGCGUCCCCACAGUCGGGACAGAGGCCCUGGCCAGUUGCCAGCAUCUCAGGAGCAGGGGCUCUGAGUCUGGAGCUGGGCCGAAGCCCCAGUAGAUGGCUGUUGAACACUGGAGGCCCCCGAGCCACAUGGGGGUAGGCGCCUGAGGAUGUGAGCAGUGAGUUUGUUCUGUGCUGCGUGCCAUGUGGGGCAGAAGAGGAGACUGAUGGGGAAUUUGGGCCUUGUGUCUACCUCUGAGUUUCCGCCUGAGGCAGGCCCUCUGAUGAGAUGGGAGGAGCAGUUUUGUGGGGCCUAGAGCGUGACCAUUUGCUAAAUAAAGUGACAUAACCACC